GCACGUACCGCACUGUCAGCAUUCGUCCGUCGUCGUGUGUCCCGUCCGGUUGUCGUUGCUUGGUGUGCAGUCUCCGUCCAUCCGCACGGCCGUCGACCGACAUUUCGAUGUUUAUUUUUUCGUUCGUGUCUUUAAUGUAAUUGUCUCGUAGCUCGUGUCCGCAUAAAUUAUUUAUCGUUUAAUAUUGUGUUAAAUCGUCUUCUGCUCGUACAGCGAACACCGUCGUCGGGUGUAAAAUAUUCAUUCGAUUAUCCGACGAACGUCGAGCGCGCGCGUUGCGCGUUAGUCCGAUAACAUCAUAUCGUCGCGAUAACCAAAUCGACCAGAGCCGGCUGCAAUCGCACCGGAGACAAACGCGUUUUAUUGUCGUCGUAUUUUCUCCGCAGUCAUGGACGGCGCUCCGCACAUGGGUAAUUUCGAUUUCAUAAUGGACCAUCAUCAUCACCAUCACCACGGUCGCGCGCUCGAAUCGUCCGUGUCGCCGCCGACUGCCGUGGUCAUGCAACAGCAACAGCAAUCCCUCCAGCAGCAGCAGCAACAACAGCAGCAGCAACAGCAACAGCAGCAGCUUCCGGGCAAGGCCGAUCACAUCAAGCGGCCGAUGAACGCGUUCAUGGUGUGGGCGAAAAUCCAACGGCGGCUCAUCGCCCACGAUAACCCGAAGAUGCACAAUUCGGAAAUCAGCAAGCGUCUGGGUGCCGAGUGGAAAUUGCUCAACGAGACCGAGAAACGGCCGUACAUCGACGAGGCCAAGCGGCUGCGGGCCCUGCACAUGAAGGAGCACCCGGACUACAAAUAUCGGCCCCGGCGCAAACCCAAGAUCCAAUUGCACAACAACAACAAUAACAAUAACAACAUCAGUGGCGCUCAUAACAACAACGGUGGCAUGCUGCACGGGUCCGCCGGUAACAACAACAUGCACCAUCACCACGGGCCACACCACAAACAGGCCAACUUUCACGCUUUUCCGGUAGUGACUGCGAGCGGCGGUCCCGGAAGCGCGGCCAACUUCAACUUCCCGAUGCCGUACUUCUCGACCGGCCACCACCCGGCCCUGCACUCGUUCGACGGUUACUCGUCUGCGGGACUCGUCAACCCGUACCUGAGCACUGCCAUGCCGUCGUUCGAUCCCAUUCACCUGUCCAAGCUCGUGGCCCAGCAGCAGGCCGUCGUGGUCCAGUCGGGCGCAGGUAAUUCCCCGUCGCCGUCGUCGCAGAUGGCCGGUUCGCCGCCGCCCGCGGUCGGCGACAUCAACGCGGUGAACGGACUGCAGCAGCCGCUGCAACCGCAUCUGCACCAGCAGCAGCAACCGCAGCACCACUUGCAGUCGCCGCACAACAAGAACGGCGGCGCGGCUGUGGUCAGUUCGUUUUACAAUCAGUUUUAUCCGCCGGCCGCCGGUUCCGGCAAAGCGGGACCGUACCCGCACCAUCCAAUGAGCAUUUUCCCGUCGCCAUUCUCGUUCUACAACAACGGCGGCGGCGCGGGUGCCGGCACCGUUGAAGACCCGCACGGACAGCAGCAUCACCACAGCCACCAGUCGGCUGCCGCCGCCGCUUUCGCUGUCCAACAACACCAUCACCAACAAUUGCAACUGCAACAGUUGCAGCAGCAACACCAACAGCAUUUGCAACAACAGCAGCAGCAACAACAGCAACAGCAACAACAGCAGCAACAACAACAGGAGAGACCCGGAUCCACGUCGUCCGACAUGGAAAACGAUCCGACUAGACAAGUUCCUAACGCCUCCAACUCCAACAUUCAUUGAAACGAUUUUGAGAUUCGCACCGCCUACCAUACCCCGCACUACCUACCUGCCUGAUUUUUGGUUUUUAUUAUGUUUUUUUUUUUUUUUUUGAUACGGUUUUGUUGAUGCCAACGUUUGAUUUAUUUUUUACCUUAAUGUUGUGCGUGCGCGCGCCUUUUUAUUGCGAAACGUACCUUAUUUGAAUUUUUUACCGCCCCGAGUGGCGGUUGUUAAGUUCCUCCCCCCUUCACCAUAUCUCCUUAGCAACCGGUCUUUGUUGA
Molecule: messenger RNA, 2028 nt
Organism: Melanaphis sacchari
Lineage: Eukaryota; Metazoa; Arthropoda; Insecta; Hemiptera; Aphididae
Product: transcription factor Sox-3-like
Exons: 1
Coding region: 389-1768 (459 amino acids)
Biological process (GO): positive regulation of transcription by RNA polymerase II; cell differentiation; anatomical structure morphogenesis
Molecular function (GO): DNA-binding transcription factor activity, RNA polymerase II-specific; RNA polymerase II cis-regulatory region sequence-specific DNA binding
Source: RefSeq, a predicted model, not a curated record